CUAGCUGCUGCCUGGGAGGGACGAGCGCGGAGCAAAGGCGCUUUGGAGUUUAACUCGAUAACUGUGGGGAAAAAACUGAAUUUACCCGGCACGGAAUACAAAUAAACACUUCUUUAAGUGUUGACGGUGUCAAAAUGCACCGAAUAACGGGGAAAACGGGAGGGGACAGUUUAAUUGAGAUGAGCCCCACGGACUCUUUUAACGAUGAUGUAAAUGGUUAUGACCAACAUGCCUCAUCAAGCACAGGAUCCCAGGGACCGUCUGCGUCUCCUCCUGGAGUGAAUGUGGAGACUUGUGAGUCUCUCAACACCAGCCUGGUCUCCCUGGCUGCCUCCGACCUAAGUGAAUGUGUUCAGUACAGAUCUGUGCCCUUAGAGCAGAUCAGUGCUCUGUCCGGGCUUUCGAGAAAACGGGCACUAUUCCUGAAGUAUCGUUCCAGGAUUGACAAACAACAACAGAGUAAAGACUCUGUGUUCUUCAGAGAUGGAGUGCGCAGGAUUGAUUUCGUCCUGUCUUAUGUCGACGAUAAGGACGACGAGAGGAAACUGGAGAAGAGGAGGGUGUAUGAAUCCAACUUAGCUAAAGUUGGCCUGGAGCUGGAAACGGAAGAUAAAUCUGAGUCGGAGGAUGGAAAGACCUACUUUGUGAAGAUCCACGCUCCUUGGGAAGUUUUGGCAACCUAUGCAAACGUGCUGAAGAUCAAGGUUCCAUUCAAGGUCGCCGACACACAAGAGAACAACAAAGAGAUUCCCAUGAACUGGCUGUCCACGCCUUUCCGUCUGCCUAAGCACAUCAUGAACCCCGAGCCAGAUUAUUUCACUGCUCCCUUCAACAAGGACAAGUCUGACUUCUUCCUUAUCGACAACAAAGACACGUUCUUCCCUCCUUCAUCUCGCAACAGGAUAGUCUACUACAUCCUGUCUCGCUGCUCGUACAUCAGGGAGGAAUGUGGAGAUGUGGACAAGAAGGGAAUCAAGAGGUUGCUGAAUAAUGGCACCUACACUGCUGCCUUCCCUCUUCAUGAUUCAAGAUACUGGACAAAAUCAAAAGAUCCAAACUGUGAAAGUGAAAGAUACACCCUCUACAAAUACUGGGCUCGAUUCCUGUGUUUCUUCAAGGAGCAGCCCCUCGACCUUGUUAGAAAGUAUUAUGGGGAGAAGAUCGGCAUUUAUUUUGCCUGGCUUGGCUUCUACACCGAGAUGCUGCUGUUCGCUGCAGUCGUGGGAACAAUUUGUUUCAUUUAUGGAUUCCUCACCUACGACGACAAUGAGUGGAGUAAAGAAAUAUGUAGCGAUCAAAUUGGAGGGAAUAUUGUCAUGUGUCCGCUUUGUGACAAGAAAUGUGGCUUCUGGAAACUCAACACAACGUGCAACUCGUCGUGGCAAUCUCACCUAUUUGACAAUGUGGGAACAGUGUUUUUUGCCAUUUUCAUGGGAAUUUGGGUGACACUGUUCCUGGAGUUCUGGAAGAGACGGCAGGCCCGCCUUGAGUACGAGUGGGAUCUGUUUGACUUUGAAGAGGAACAACAGCAGCUGCAGCUUCGACCAGAGUACGAAACCAAGUGUAACGACCACAGGCUGAACCCCAUCACUAAGGAGCCAGAGUGGGUACUUGACAGAACUGUUUCAGAUAUAGCGGGGAAGUUGUUACUGUGCUGGGCCACAGUGAUCUUGUGGAUUUCAUUGAUCAUUGCCUGCAUCAUCGGGGUCAUCGCAUACCGCUUGGCGGUGUACGCAGCCUUUGCUAGCAUCAUGAAGGACAGUCCCACCAACCACCUGGAGGUGGUUGGCCCUUACAUCACUCCACAGCUGGCCACCUCUGUCACAGCCUCUUGCAUCAACUUUGUCAUCAUCAUGAUCCUCAACCUCAUGUAUGAGAGAGUGGCUGUUUGGAUCACGGAUAUGGAAAUCCCAAAGACCCACCUGGAGUAUGAGAACAAACUGACAGUGAAGAUGUUCCUGUUCCAGUUUGUCAACUACUACUCGUCGUGCUUCUACGUGGCCUUUUUUAAGGGCAAGUUUGUCGGAUAUCCCGGAGAUUAUGCUUAUAUGUUUGGCAAGUGGAGCAAACUGAGGAAUGAAGAGUGUGACCCCGGCGGCUGUCUGAUUGAGUUAACAACCCAGCUGGUGAUCGUGAUGACUGGAAAACAAGUGUGGGGCAACAUUCAGGAAGCUCUGCUGCCGUGGCUGAUGAACUGGUGGGGCAGCAGGAAGGCAAGGAGCCACCCAGAGAGUCUGUACAGCCGCUGGGAGCAGGACCACGACCUGCAGGGCUUCGGGCAGCUCGGCCUCUUCGAUGAAUACCUGGAAAUGGUGAUUCAGUUUGGAUUCAUCACACUCUUUGUGGCCUCCUUCCCCUUGGCACCUCUCCUGGCUCUCAUCAACAACAUUAUUGAAGUCAGAGUGGACGCCUGGAAGCUCACCACUCAGUUCAGACGUCCCGUGGCAUCAAAGGCCCACAGCAUCGGCGCCUGGCAGGAAAUUCUCAACGGGAUAGCUGUGUUUUCCGUCGUCACAAAUGCGUUCAUUGUAGCCUUCACCUCUGAUAUGAUCCCUCGGUUAGUGUACAUGUAUGCCUACCAGCCAGAGGGUGAGAUGAACAUGAAAGGCUAUAUAAACAACAGCCUGUCUGUGUUUAACAUCUCUGAGAUCCCACCAGAGAACAGCCCUGAGAACGGAGAAAAUCCUCCCUGGUUUAACGACUCCAUCACAACCUGCAGGUAUCGUGAUUACCGCUACCCCUCUGGGCAUGAGAAGCAGUACUCCCACACUAUGCAGUUCUGGCAUAUUUUGGCUGCCAAGCUGGCUUUCAUCAUUAUUAUGGAGCACGUUGUUUUUAUGGUCAAGUACUUCGUGGCCUGGUUGAUUCCAGAUGUUCCCUCCGAUGUGAAGGCGAGAAUAAAGAGGGAGCGCUACCUGGUCCAGAAGAACCUGCACGACUACGAAGUUGAGAAGCUGAAAAUCCAGCUCAGCCAACAGAACAACCACGAGUGCACCUGCUCACCAGGGAUCUACCCAAUUUUACCCACACAUGAGAUGCUGUCAGACAUUUAGCUCAGUGAGUCAGACACGGUGAUGUAGACUCCCCUGCUUGUUUUCUGACUCUGAGCAUCGGUUGACUGAAGGUUAUUUGUUGAACAAACCCGCAGGCGACUUCAUAAAGAGCUGUAUUCACUCUAAAGUCCCCCCCCCACUUCCAUCUAUCUGCUGACUGGGAAGGCUGAGAGACCAAGUCUGUGCAUGCUGACACCUAGAGACACUUGAAUUAGACACAGGGCUCAUAUUUAUGACUCGUCAGUCUCUU
This is a messenger RNA of Nematolebias whitei (Rio pearlfish), 3303 nucleotides long. RefSeq names its product anoctamin 5a (gene ano5a). Gene Ontology annotation, molecular function: chloride channel activity; protein dimerization activity. The transcript is spliced from 22 exons. NCBI's taxonomy places the organism in Eukaryota, Metazoa, Chordata, Actinopteri, Cyprinodontiformes, Rivulidae. The record is from RefSeq and is a predicted model, not a curated record. The coding region runs from base 135 to 3053 and encodes 972 amino acids. Gene Ontology annotation, biological process: chloride transmembrane transport. Gene Ontology annotation, cellular component: plasma membrane.